AUGAUAAAUGGCAUCCUCAUAUCAUACCCCAACGGCGUUAACGAAAGUUACGCAUUUGUAGAUAAAAGUUCCAAUUCUUAUGUAGUCAUAACAGAAACCGAAAACUCCGAUUUCACGGUAAGUGAUUUACUCAGUAGUGUAGGUGGCUCUGAGGAAUUGAGUCCAUGGGGCUUGAUUCACAAACUGCCGUGCAUUCGCCACAAAGUUAGGUCCACUCUCUAUCUUCAUCUAAGAAAUUACGGGAAAUCUGAGAAAAACCAGCAAGCGAAUAGCGACAAUUCAAAUAUUCCGUUCUUGGACCCUGCAUCAUCAAAGAAUCUUUCGGUGGAACAAAGGCUGCUUUCAUUGGAGUUAUUUUUGAAGGAAUACGUUGUAAGAGUAGACAACGUCGUAAAAAAUGGCAGAAGAAUGAUAAUGCAUCUGAGAAUUUAUUAUUAG
This is a messenger RNA of Paraglomus brasilianum, 438 nucleotides long. NCBI's taxonomy places the organism in Eukaryota, Fungi, Glomeromycota, Glomeromycetes, Paraglomerales, Paraglomeraceae. The record is from the annotation of a GenBank genome assembly.